This is a messenger RNA of Talaromyces marneffei, 1710 nucleotides long. RefSeq lists its product as uncharacterized. The transcript has 3 exons. Gene Ontology annotation, molecular function: phosphate transmembrane transporter activity. NCBI's taxonomy places the organism in Eukaryota, Fungi, Ascomycota, Eurotiomycetes, Eurotiales, Trichocomaceae. The record is from RefSeq and is a predicted model, not a curated record. Gene Ontology annotation, cellular component: membrane. Gene Ontology annotation, biological process: phosphate ion transport; transmembrane transport. The coding region runs from base 1 to 1710 and encodes 569 amino acids.
AUGGCUGAUCAAGGCAAAUUGAACGACCCCGUCGUCGGGACGUACUCCGCCCACCCUUCUCCCGUCAUUGAUCCCAAUGAGCGCCGUCGUCAGGCCCUCGAACAGAUCGACAAUGCCGAAUUCGGCUGGCGUCAUGUUCGUGCCUGUGUCGUUGCCGGUGUUGGUUUCUUCACCGAUGCCUACGAUAUCUUCGCCAUCAACAUGGCAUCCGCCAUGUUGGGUGUAGUCUUCUGGGUCGACAGCAACAAGGGAAAAAUCCCCAGCAACUCCGAUACAGCCAUAAAGGUUGCCACCUCUGGCGGUACCGUCAUCGGUCAGCUCGCUUUCGGUUGGCUUGCGGAUCACGUCGGUCGUAAGCGCAUGUACGGUCUUGAGCUCAUCAUUAUAAUCUUUGCCACCCUCGCCCAGUCUCUCUCCUCUGAUUCUCCUUCCAUGUCCAUCGUCGGCGUCCUUAUCUUCUGGCGUGUGAUCAUGGGUAUUGGUAUCGGUGGUGACUACCCCUUGUCUUCCAUCAUCACUUCUGAGUUUGCUACAACCAAGUGGCGCGGUGCCAUGAUGGGAUCCGUCUUUGCCAUGCAGGGUAUUGGUCAAUUGGCUGGCGCCAUCAUCGCUUUGAUCGUAACCGCCGGUUUCAAGGAAUCUCUCCAAACCGCCAGCACUGUCGCCAAGUGCACUGGCGUUUGCAACCUCGCCGUCGACAAGAUGUGGCGUGUAGUUAUCGGCUUCGGCGCUGUCCCCGCUGUUAUUGCUCUUUACUACCGCUUGACUAUCCCCGAGACUCCUCGUUACACGUUUGAUAUCAACCGCGACGUUCUCCAGGCCAGCCAAGACAUCAGUGCUUACUUGGAAGGCGCCAGUGAAGGCCACCCCGAUCAGGUUGAGCGCGCUGCUGCUCUCCAGAAAGACAGCGAGCGCCUCGCUGCCCCCCAGGCCACAUUUUCUGACUUUCUCGCCUACUACGGCCAAUGGAAGAACGGCAAGACCCUUCUCGGUACUGCUGGUUCUUGGUUCUUCUUGGACGUUGCUUUCUAUGGCCUCGGUCUCAACAAUUCCAUCAUCCUGUCUGCAAUUGGCUGGUCUGGCGGCCACAACGUUUACGAAAUCUUCUACAAUACCGCUGUUGGCAACUUGAUCCUUAUCUGCGCCGGUGCCAUUCCUGGUUAUUGGGUUACCGUUGCUACCGUUGAUACCAUUGGCCGUAAGCCUAUCCAGCUCGGUGGUUUCAUCAUGCUUACCAUCCUCUUCAUUGUCAUUGGUUUUGCCUACGAUCCAUUGAAGAACUCGCACAACGGCCUCCUUGCACUCUACGUCUUGGCCCAAUUCUUCUUCAACUUUGGUCCCAACGCUACUACCUUCAUUGUCCCUGGAGAGUGCUUCCCUACUCGUUAUCGUUCCACCUCUCACGGUCUCUCUGCUGCCUCCGGCAAAGUCGGUGCCAUCAUUGCUCAGUGUGUCUUUGGACCUCUCAUUCACCGUGGCGCGCCUGCUGGUUCCUCUGACACCCCCUGGCUCAACCAUGUGAUGCAGAUCUUCGCUCUCUUCAUGCUUUGCGGUGUCUUCACCACUCUCUUGAUUCCCGAGACCAAGCGCAAGUCCCUCGAGGAACUCUCUGGCGAGAACCUUUACUGGGACAGCACCCCCACUCUCGCUAACCAAGAGAAGGCUGCAGAGGAGGGCCUUGCUAGCAAUGGUAACGGCAACUCUCACUAG